GGAAGAUGAUGGAGCCCAGUCUGUUGGAAGCCGUUUGGAUGGAGUGGCUUUUUUAUUGAUGAGAAGGAGAGAACGUGUACAGGAGGUUGCUGGAGUGUUUUGUGUAUGUUUGCAGAGGGAUGGGCUUCAAACACCUCCUGUGUUUGCUGCUCUGUGCAGCUGCCCUGACAGUGUCAGGAGUUUUUGGUGAAGAUGAGAGCGACGAGGCAUACAGGUGGAGCAGACAGAGCCUCCCAAUGCUUCUGGACAUGCACACCAAGGUUUUAAGCAAACCCUUGUUCAGAGGGCAGGAGGAAGAUGAGGAGAGAGGAGGGAGUAAGACACUUUGUGGGAUAGAGUGUCAAAGUGGCCUACUUCCUAUAGACCAGGCUGAGCAAGAGAGGAUUCUGGGAUAUGAGACCAUGUAUGAGAAUGGCACACACACACAUACAGAAAUCACUUUGCUUGGUUUCAACAAGACGUCUACAACCAUGACUGCCAAUGCCCCCUCACAUUCUCGCAGGAAACGGCAAAUUUAUGGACCAGACAGCCGCUUUGUGAUCUCUGACUCGCAGUUCAGUACCAACUUCCCCUUCUCUGCUGCAGUCCGCAUCUCCACAGGGUGCUCUGGGGUUCUUGUAUCCCCGAAACAUGUGCUAACAGCAGCUCACUGUAUCCAUGAUGGCAGAGACUACCUGGAGAGUGCCAGAAGGAUCAGAGUAGGAGUGCUGCAAAUCAAGAUCAAAAGAAGAAGACUGGGUAGGAGGAGAGGAUGGCGGAAGAGGCUUGGGAGGAAGGGAGAAGGGGAGGCAGGUGAAGAGCAGAAUAGUAUAGAAGGAGAUGUAAUGAGAGGGGAAAAGAGAGGUAGGAAGCAUAGAGAAAGAAAUGAAGACAAUCAGGUGGCAGCUGAUGAUGGCAAUACAGAUAGAUUAAAAAGAGGAAGAAGGAAGCAAAAAAGGGCUGGUCUCAUCCGCACACGACGCAGUACUGAACCCAAGAAGCAGACUGUCUUUCGUUGGUCACCAGUCAAACAAACGCACAUCCCUCAAGGAUGGAUCCACUCCAUGAACUCCACCAACUCUGUGGCCUCCGACUAUAAUUAUGCUCUUUUGGAGCUGAAACGACCUGUCAAGAAAAAGCACAUGGAGCUCGGAGUGGCGCCUUCUGUGAUCCCCCUGGCCCGGAUCCAUUUUUCAGGCUACGAUGCUGACAAAAGCCUGCUGGACGGGCGUGGAGAUGAGAAGGUGGUCUACCGCUUUUGCUCAGUGGCAAAGGAGUCUGACGAUUUGAUGUACCAGCACUGUGACACACAGCCGGGCGCUACAGGUGCAGGUGUUUACAUUCGACUGAGACAGAAAGCUGAAGACGCAGGCAGGAAAGGAAUGUGGCAGCGGAGGGUGAUUGGGGUGUACUCAGGCCAUCAGUGGGUGGAGGUGGAGGGGGGUGAACAGAGGGACUUUAAUGUUGCUGUGAGGAUCACCCCUCCCAAAUAUGCACAGAUCUGCCACUGGAUUCAUGGUGAUCCCAGGCAUUGUAAAGAGAUUUGAACCAUAGAGCAACAGUCUCUAAGAGACAGUCAGCUGUCUCUUAGGAGGCUCAAAAAAUGUAAACUUCUAAGAAAAUGACUUAAGAAUAAUAAACUUUGACUUAUGAGUCAGAAAAAGCUUGGUACAAAUAGAACCUACACUAGAUGCUUUGUAUAAAAAAGCUGAAAGUAACUUUUAGUAAAGUGUAAUUCACACAGUAAGUGUAGACUGCAGUGACUCCUGAGGACUACAAUUAUAUCUACUCACAUUGCACUUCCUCAAGCACUGAAACAGCCAAUAGCACGCCUCCAAAGGUGACAUGUCAUCAAACAUUUUAAAAGGUCAUCUAAAACGUCUGUAUAUUAUUUCAAUACAUGUUUAACUAACCAAGAAAUAAAUAAUUUCCUUAAUAAGUUUAUUGGCAUGUUCAUAUUCAGGAAAAGUUUCAUGCAUUUCCGCAAAAUGCAAAAAUGUGUUGGUUUUUAAGACCAAAAUUUAACC
This is a messenger RNA of Scomber japonicus (chub mackerel), 2006 nucleotides long. RefSeq names its product serine protease 23-like. Gene Ontology annotation, biological process: proteolysis. Bases 120 to 1526 code for a protein of 468 amino acids. Lineage: Eukaryota; Metazoa; Chordata; Actinopteri; Scombriformes; Scombridae. The transcript has 2 exons. The record is from RefSeq and is a predicted model, not a curated record. Gene Ontology annotation, molecular function: serine-type endopeptidase activity.